AGAUUGCUGUUCAAUAGGUUGGUUGUUAUCUGAGCUUUAGCUCAAGGGAUGGAUUCUAGCGCAACGAGCAGGCCCUCCAGAUCCAGAUCAACGGGAUCGAAGACAACGAAAAGGCGAGCUUUCCGAGGACAAGACGAAGCGGAUGAUGACUACCUCUCGGUGGACUCGGCGUUUCCGAGCUCGAAUACUUACACACUGCAAGCGAUCGUCGAAAUCUAUGAGUCACUCUACAAGUUCCAGCGCGAACGCACGGAGGAGCAGGAGAUCCAGGUGGUCGCUUGUAUCACCAAGUGGUACGACCUCAAUUCCGUCUUUGAGAACCCAUUCACUAGAGCCAAUGGGAUCGAAUCGAUCGUCAACCAAUUCCUCCUCAUGUCUCUCAUUCCUGGCCAUAUCUGCAGCGAAUUGGGCGAUAUAUGUCAGAGCGAUGAUAACAGUGGCAAUCGAGUCGUUGUAUUUUCUCAUACGCUCCAUUUUAACCUACUCGGGAACAGGGCAUUUAACCCUGACAGAACAUCUGUCAACACGCCAUAUGGACUUUCAGUUGCCCCAACACCGCACGCAGGAACACCGAAUGUGAUCAGCCGGUUUCCAUCAUUCCAUUCAGCCAUUCUGGCCCGGGCUGGAUCGGCGGCAACGAUUGAAGAACGAGUUCUGCCAGUGAGCCGAACAGGGCGAGGGACGACAUGGCCGAUAAGCUGGAUGUUCUCGCAUCUAUCGCCGAGUAGAAUGAUCAAUGACCUGGUUCGCUUCGAUCUGAAGUUAUCGACGAGAUUAGAAUUCAACGAGCAAGCUCGGAUUGUCGUCCAUGAGGACCUCUGGGGAUUGAAAGAAACGCUUGAGUUCCUGGCUCCAUCCGUCUUCAGAAGAGUCUAUCAUCUUCAGCGCUGGUUGGCCAGUCUUUCUGCUGACUUCUUCAGCCGCCGAUUCCUUCUCCGUUUUCGCACCCAGCUGUUGACUGAUCAAAAGCCGUGUCGACGUCAGUCUAGUCAGCCUGCCCAUCAGCAACCCCAUCAUCGCCAUGUUUCCGCUUCAUCUAUCCUCCCCCGUUCUCCCAUCCUCAUUGGUUCCUCUUAUUUUCAUUCUCGAGACCAUCACAGAUUAUUUGAUCUCAAUCACUCCAAAACUCACUCAGAACAUUCCACUGUAUCCUCUUCUCCUCCUUCUCCCUUGAAGCAGUCAUAAUCUCACUCUGAGGUUGGGGGUUUCGAGGAUCGGAUCAAAAUCAGUGCUUCUGACAAGAUGCAAAGCAGAUUACUUAGAGUCUGUCAGGCUGAUUCAAUUUCUCAUUAUGAUCAGUUAUAUAUGUACAUCAAGCUAAAAAUUUCAGCCUGUUUUCCUAUAACAAAUGUCAUCAAAAGCUCAUUAAAUGUGCAGUACCAUGACCUUGUAACUUUCUUGUCCAACAGUCCGUGUUUCCCCAAAUUUUCCAAUGCCAGAUAAGCCUGAUCAAACGUUGCUUUACCGUUGUGAAUUAGGUUAUUAUACAAUGUUCAAACAAAUUAUCAAUCAGUUUGUUGAUAUAUAAGACUACAUUACAUCAGUAC
Puccinia graminis f. sp. tritici CRL 75-36-700-3 is the source of this 1547-nucleotide messenger RNA. RefSeq lists its product as uncharacterized. Lineage: Eukaryota; Fungi; Basidiomycota; Pucciniomycetes; Pucciniales; Pucciniaceae. Bases 49 to 1185 code for a protein of 378 amino acids. The transcript has 2 exons. The record is from RefSeq and is a predicted model, not a curated record.